AUGGACAAUAAAGCUCCGGUGCCCGUUGAGCGGGUUGAGAAGUUUGGCAAGGAAGUAGAUGACGAUGCUUCAUCGAUUAGGUCGGCGGCAAGAGGAGAUGACUUGCCAAAGGGUUAUUUCUACUCUAUCGGAUUCCUUGGGGCCGUAGCCGGGUUCUGCUUGUCGGCUAUAUCAGCUUUCAUCUUCUUACUCUUGCCAACCAAUGUGUUAACGUACAUCAACGCAGAUAUAGGUCCAAGCCCUUAUAUCUCGUGGGUUAAUAUCGCUAGGACUCUAUCCCUAUCCUUUACCUAUACGAUUCUCGGUCGAUUGUCAGAUCUCUUUGGACGAAGAUGGUUCUUCAUUGGAGGCAAUAUUGUUGCCCUCAUCGGUAUCAUCGUGUGCUCAGUCGCCCAGAAUGUCGAUAGUUUAAUCGUGGGUAGUGCGAUCUACGGUCUGGGGGAGACAGUUCAGUUGAGCUUCAAUGUGGCUGUGGGCGAAUUGGUUCCUAACAAGCAUCGCCCGAUGGUCCUAUCGUUGAUCUUUGCAACUAACGCACCAAUUGCCGGCAUUGGUCCUAUGAUUGCCCGGGCUGUAUUACAGCACCCUAACAUGGGAUGGCGAUGGUGCUACUAUCUCAACAUCAUUGUGGUUUCUGUAGCGAUAGUCCUACUAUUCUUCUUCUACCACCCUCCAACUUUUGACCUCCUACACGAACGAAAGACUAAGACGCAACUACUUAAGCAACUUGACUACGUCGGAAUCUUUAUGUGGACUGCUGGUCUCACUCUCCUACUCAUGGGUGUGAGCUGGGGUGGCACUAUUUACCCCUGGAAAUCAGUCGCGACUAUCUCUUCGAUCGUAAUUGGAAUUGUUCUUCUUAUUGCGCUAUUCGUUUACGAAGCAUAUGCCAAGCUUGAAUAUCCAGCUAUUCCAGUUCAGUUCUUCGCCAACCGAGGAUUUAUUAGUCUUGUCGCUUGCGCUACAGUUGCGACUAUGUCCUACUACUCUGCAGUUCUACUAUGGCCUCAACAAGUCAAGGCUCUCUACACUUCCGACAUCACCUACGGUGGUUGGAUCUCUUGUACCGUGGCCAGCGCUACGGCCUUGGGUCAAGCAUUUGGCGGUUUCUUCGUAAAGUGGGGAGGAAACGUUCGAUACUGGAUUAUCUUCUCGACUUUUUCCAUGGUCGCAUUCGUCGGUGCCUGCGCGUCGCUUACUCCAGAUACCUUAAACGCUGGUAUUGCUUUCACGAUGAUCGGUCCUUUCUUCGUUGGCGUCAUCGAAGUUUGCGCACUCGCACUCGCCCCCCUUUUCUGUAAGCCUGUCGAUAUUGGUCUUGCGUCCGGCCUGUUGGCUUCAAUUCGAUCCGCCGGUGGUUCUAUCGCCGUAGCUGUCUACAGUAGCAUCUUGUCGAAUCGUCUUGCUUCGACAGUCCCCGCAAAUGUUGGCCCGGCUGCAAUUGCUGCUGGUCUCCCGGCGGAGGAAGUUCCUGCUCUCGUUGCAGCAGUCCUAGGAAGUAAACUCGCUACUUUCCCGGGACUGAGCGACGCCGGAAAAGCUGCCGUUGCUGGUGUGUUACCAAUAGCAUACUCUCAAGCGUUCAAGACCGUAUACUUAGCUAGUCUGGGAUUCGGAGGUAUCGCCAUCGUUGGCUGUCUCUUCUCCAAGAAUGCUCAGAAGCAUCUCACCGAUAAGGUUGAGCGGAAGAUGCACGGGAAGGUAACCGGGAAAGAUAGCCCAGACUCCGCAUCAUCGGCAUAA
Messenger RNA from Daldinia childiae, 1743 nucleotides. RefSeq names its product putative HC-toxin efflux carrier TOXA. Gene Ontology annotation, molecular function: transmembrane transporter activity. Lineage: Eukaryota; Fungi; Ascomycota; Sordariomycetes; Xylariales; Hypoxylaceae. Gene Ontology annotation, cellular component: membrane. The transcript is spliced from 6 exons. The coding region runs from base 1 to 1743 and encodes 580 amino acids. The record is from RefSeq and is a predicted model, not a curated record. Gene Ontology annotation, biological process: transmembrane transport.